CGAAGUGGAACGACUUUAUGAAACGUCGACGUCUUCAACUACUUUGCGGUUAUGCCUUGAAUAGCUUUAGCGACGCUUCUGACGUUGACGCCAUGGCCUCCAUAUGUCAAGCCCAUGCGCAUAUCAACACUGCCGAACAUUUGAAUUGGAGCGUCGAAAGGUUGCUGAGGCUGCUCUUCACAAAUCAAUACGUAUGAUUUCUGAGACCACAGAAAGUGUGUUGUCACGUGAAAAAGAUCGAUAUCAAAAUGUCCUUUCAUCUCUUCCCGUCGGUGUUUACGGAAUCACUUUUGGAGAUGAUGACGAUUUUUACAUCAAUAAGAGGUUCUCGCAACUGGUUGGCCGUUCUGAGAAUGAAAUUCGAGAACAUGGCUGGAUAGAUGUCAUUCAUCCUGACGACCGAAAAGCUGUGGAGACCAACUGGCCAUUUUGUAGCUUUCACAACACUGAAGAAUUUAAAUUUUUGGCCAAUUGCCACGAAUAUCGUCUCAUACAUAGCAAUGGCGAUAUCAUAUGGGUCAAAGCUGACACGACACCAACUACUGCUGAAGAUGGACAUAUUCUUGGAUACCUUCACACUUUAAUGGAUAUUACUGAGUUAAAGAAUACGGAACGGGGACGACUGGAAGCCAAACAAGCCGCUGAAGAACACCAGCGGCAUAGAGCUGAGGAAGCGGAACACCAUAAGGAGAGACAGGAUCAGUGGAUCGACAGCUUAUGCCAUGAGCUUCGUAACCCUCUCAAUGGAAUAUCAGGAAACGUUGAACUUUUAGAGGAUGGUAUUGAACAUCGUAGAGCAAUUCUCAGCAAGCCAACUUUAGAGGAGAGUGAUAUACAAUCACUACGGGAACAGCUGCCCCUUGAUCAAGAGUCCGUUUUAGCCGUCAAGAAUUGUGUAGCUCAACAAAAGGUUAUUACGGAUGACGUUUUAAGUGUAUCGAAGCUGGAACUUGGCAAAGUUGUUUUGAAAAAAGUCGACUUCAAUCUUGAUACAGUGUUAUCUGACAUUAUCAAAAUGUUUCAAGCGGAAGUGGCAGCCAAAGGUCUUGGUAUUGUCACAAAAUUUGAUUCCUUGCCUAGCACUAUUCGAAAUGACCCGCAGCGAUUGACGCAAGUCGUCAUCAACCUACUUGUAAACGCCAUAAAUUUUACGGAUUCAGGAAAGAUCACAGUAACGACUCGCCGUAUCCCAUCAAAUGGUAUGGAGAACAUGGUGAAAAUCAGCAUCACCGAUACUGGAGUCGGGAUGAAUCCGAAAGAAAAAGCCAAUCUAUUUCAACGGUUUACGCAACCUACCUCAAAAAAUACUUUUCACGAAUAUGGUGGCUCCGGACUUGGACUGUACAUUUCUAAAAAUCUGGUUAAGCUCAUGGGCGGCGAUUUUUCUGUCGAAAGCGAAAAAGGGAGAGGAUCAGUGUUUUCGUUUACUAUUCGUGAUGAUCACAUUGAAGAUGGUGCAUUGAAAUCACAUACCGAAAAAAUCCAGGUUUCAAAGCCACUCGAUAUAUCUUCACCAUCGAAUAAUGUGUCUUCAGCGAAUGGAUUACCUGAAUCACCCACUCAAGCAUGCGUAAACAGGCAAAUUCGUACCAUCUUGCUUGUAGAGGAUAAUAAGAUAAACCAAAACAUGAUGAAAAGACUUCUAAAAAUGAAAGGCUACGAAGUUCUGAUUGCGGACAACGGGAAGCUGGCUCUUUCCGCCUUUGAGACUAAAUCAUUCGACCUCAUUAUAAUGGACAUUCAAAUGCCUAUCAUGGACGGUAUCACCGCGACUAAAGAAAUCCGAAAGUUGGAAAAAGAAAAUGCUGCAGCACCAAUACCAAUAGUUGGGUUAUCUGGAAAUGCUAGAGAAUUUCAUGCAGUGAAUGCUCUGAAAAGUGGACUGGUAAGAAGUUUUUUCCACAUCUUUUGCUGGUCUUCGAAUGAUACUGACGUUGAUAAUAUAGAAUCGCUACAUGACAAAACCAGUGAACAAGGACGAACUAUAUGCUGUCAUCGAACAGUUUGAACAAGCAUCAAUAUGCCAGUAAUGUACAAUACCAACCAAAUAUCAGACUUAAAAAAGCACAUCUCCUGUCUUUUACACUUUUUUCAUAAUAGCUU
This is a messenger RNA of Umbelopsis ramanniana AG, 2103 nucleotides long. RefSeq lists its product as uncharacterized. Lineage: Eukaryota; Fungi; Mucoromycota; Umbelopsidomycetes; Umbelopsidales; Umbelopsidaceae. Gene Ontology annotation, molecular function: protein binding; histidine phosphotransfer kinase activity; phosphorelay sensor kinase activity. Gene Ontology annotation, biological process: protein autophosphorylation; phosphorelay signal transduction system. Bases 104 to 2008 code for a protein of 634 amino acids. The record is from RefSeq and is a predicted model, not a curated record. The transcript has 6 exons.